Messenger RNA from Photinus pyralis (common eastern firefly), 2101 nucleotides. Its product is annotated as lamin-A-like. The transcript has 6 exons. The record is from RefSeq and is a predicted model, not a curated record. Bases 77 to 1435 code for a protein of 452 amino acids. Gene Ontology annotation, cellular component: Set1C/COMPASS complex. Lineage: Eukaryota; Metazoa; Arthropoda; Insecta; Coleoptera; Lampyridae.
GAAAAAAACUUCAUGUCAAAUCUGUGACACAUGUUAUUUGAAUUGUCAACAUCUAUAAUCUCAAACAGAUAUAAUAAUGGUUAAUUUAGAACUUCCCUAUGUCCAGUAUUUCGCAUCAGAGAUGAAUAAAGUGCAAUCGCAUAUAAAUCAAGCGAACAAAAUCGCUUACGAAACAUUGGAAGAGCUAGAAAAUAGAAGAAAGCAAAUAUUGCAAUAUGAUCCGAAUUAUAAUAAUUCAGAGGAAAAUCUUGAAUAUGACCUUUCAGACUUGGAACUUGAAAUGGAAUACAUUCAAAACAAACACGAUAAAGCACUAUCUGAGCUUGAGAUGGAAAAACAAGCACUCAAGAAGCGAUUGUCACACAUUGAAAAAUUGGACUUGUUAAUUAAUGCACUUACACAUAAAAUAUUUAACAUCGAAUAUCAUUAUCAACAGCAAGUAAAAGAAUUGAGCUCGCAGAGGGAAAAUGUGUUAAAUAGCACGGAAAUAUCACGUGAUGAACGAGAAGCAUUGAUGGAUGAGGUAGAUAAAAAGAUCAAGGACCUCGAGGACGCGCACGCAGAGGAGUUGACUAGUUUAGAAGGACAACGAUCGAGCCUUCAAAAGCAAUGUGCGAUGAAAACACAACAGAUGGACGUAAUAAUGGAUUCUCUUCGAGUGCAACAUCGAGGGGUCUUGCAGGAGCUUGAAGAAUCGAAAAUGACGGCCAGCCCUUCACAACUUAAAGAAGUGGAUAGAAGAAUUGAUCAGUUAAAUAAGAUGUUUGAAAAAGACGUUGAAAUUCUUAAUGAGUUACAGUUGGCAGGUUGGAAAUGUAAAGAGGAGAAAAUGUUUGAGCUUCUAGAAAGCAGAGGCUUAUGUUUCACUCAAUCAAAUAAAUUUCUUACAUCAUCUGGAAGUCAUUUAACACGUUCCGAAGCAACUCGCCUGGGUUUAUUAGAAGGCAUAAACCUUAGCCUGUUAGAUCAAGAAGAGUAUGUCACUGACAUACAGCCGACCACUUCAGAGCUGACAGUUUCAGAAUCUGAAAAAAUGGAUACAGAAGAUGUGGUUUACCUGAAAACGAUAUUUGGCAAACCCUUAACUUUAGCACUGGCUGAGAUUACGGCCCAGCAACCACGUGAUCCCAUACAUUACUUAGGCCACUGGCUUUUCAAAUAUCGUUAUAAUCAAGAAGUUAGCGUUACACGGAAAGACGAACUACAAGAGCUCAUACAAGAACGAGAGAGGCUCGAAAGCGAAAAACUGCGUACUAUUUAUGAAAAUGAGGCACACGAAGCAGUUCUUAAUUUAAUUAUAAGAGCCGAAGAAGGUGCCAUUCUUAGAGAACUGGAACGUAUUGCGAGAGACGCAAUGGUUUCCUCAGAAGACGAAUUAGCGGCAGAGGCCAAAGACGUACUCGGUGUGUACAAUGGGCCAACAACUGGAGAGUAACCUACCUGUAAAGAAAAUAGAUCUUAAGAAAAGCCAAAAAAAAAAGGAUCUAGCAUGCAUACAGCUAUAAGUUUUAUUAUACAAUUUUUAUAUUAUUUUAAAUAUAUCGAAUUCUUUAUAAUUUCAUUCUGGAGAUGAAGCAAAUGUGGGGUUUAUGCAACCCACAAAGUGGCAUAUAUCUUUUUCUCUAUGGGUUCCAACAUUAGUGACGUGUUGCUAAUACAAUGAUUUUAAUUGAAGGUAAAAGAAGCCAGAUUCUCCAACUGCAGUAAACGAACAAGGCACUAUUAUUACACAGUAGUAGGAUUAUGUAGGAAUAAUUCAAAUUAAAUUUCAUUUAAGUAAAUACUUUAAGAAGUACCCUUCUGUUAUGAAGGGCAACAAUCUCAUCACUAAAAUGUUUUCUUACCUUUUUGAAGAGAAUGCAAGUCGUGUCUAGAGUUGACAUUGGAUAAACAUUCAGCAGGCUUUCAUGAGCCAUUCAGUCCAACCUAAAUAUUUAAAAAAUGUUAGAAACUUUAAAAUCUGUACAUGUUGAAAAAAACAGAUUUCCAACCUACACUGCCUACAAUACUGUGAUCAAAAUGUAUUGAAAAUAGUUUAAUAACAUCUAGCGGUACCAUAUGUGAAAUGGAUUCAAAAAAGUGUAAGUAGGUGCCACAAAAA